Molecule: messenger RNA, 1409 nt
Organism: Caenorhabditis angaria
Lineage: Eukaryota; Metazoa; Nematoda; Chromadorea; Rhabditida; Rhabditidae
Source: the annotation of a GenBank genome assembly
AUGCUAUAUUACUGCUUCGAUGUGUCGAGAUCAACAACUGAAAAGCCUUCAAAUCCGGAGUCAAUACAGAUUGAGCAAUCAAUACCAAUAGAAGUGUCAAUACCGAUUGAACAAUCGAAACCAAUCAGACAAUCAAUAGCGAUUAAACAUUCAAAACCGAUAGAACUAUCAACACCGACCGAACAAAUUCCUGAAAGCGUUCCCAAAAAAAUUCCAGCCAAAGAUCUGAUUUAUCGAGGAGAACUAACUUCAAUGGAUGGAGUUGGAUAUAAUUUUAGUGAUAUUGAUACUGCACCAUUUCUCAAAUUCCAUGAAUUGAAUGACUCACCGAACUGUAAUUUGACUAUUGAUAAAUUGGAACCUCGAAGUUCUCCAGAGAAAUUGUUAGCAGGGUUUCAUGGAUGUAUCGAUCCGAUAUUUGAAAAUCAUUUGAAUCAAUUAGACGCACAAAAUUUUUCAUUAACAAUUUGUGAUGCGAUUAAACAAUGCGAUAACAUUGGAGAAUACAAAAAUAUUGCGAUUGAUGCACUCGAGAAUUUGCAUGAAAUCAAGUGGGCAGUUUUGCCGAAAUGUGUGAGUUUUUUCUAGGGUUGGAAAAAACAGUGUAUUUGCGUACACGAAUACACGGUACACUAAAUACUCCACAGGAAAAUAAAAAGCGUUUCUUUUUACUUUUGAAAAAGUAGUAAUUUCUUUUAUCCAGAAAGAUGACAAUGUGAUGAUAACUUUGGGAAUCGGACACGACGUGAACGCUGAAGUUUUGCUCUACAGAACUCUUCCAAACACGAAAUUCUAUGGAGCAGAUCCAAUAAUUGAGCCGAAUCUUCAACUUUACUCAAGAAUCGGUAAAUUCUUUCCAUUCGCAAUUGGCGAUAAAGCGGGGAUGAAUAGAUUCAAGGUUUUACCAAAUCAGAACCAAAAAACAGUUUUUUGUGUAUGGUUUUAAAAAUACUUAAUUAGGUCCCUAACGAGUAAAUUAAAAUCAAACUCUCUUAAUUUGGUCAAUUCUACGAGUCGGGAGAACAUGUAGAACUUCAGGGAAAAUUUCAUCACGGCACGCAGGCAUUUGUCGGACAUAUUGUCCCAAUACUUGAAAACUAGCUUCUGUAUAGCUUCUAUAUAAAUAUCUUCCUUGUUGGUUUACCUAGACCCUAUCCGAUAACUAAUUUAGAAGGAAUUAUGCAAUGGGUUCGUUUCUGACAAAAAUAAUAUCAAUUUUAAAACGCUGCUCAAAUCGAAAAAAUUGUUUCUCAGCAGCGAUUGAGGCUGAUUUUAUCUUUGAUUGUUUACUAUAAUUGGAUCGAGCACUUGAUGUUUGUUAUUGCAGUUGAGUUUUGUCUUUAGGUACAAAUGCCAGCCCAGGAUUACAUUUAUAUCAACUUUACUUCCGGUUUCGACCCACAUUUUGA